Zasmidium cellare ATCC 36951 is the source of this 1128-nucleotide messenger RNA. RefSeq lists its product as uncharacterized. NCBI's taxonomy places the organism in Eukaryota, Fungi, Ascomycota, Dothideomycetes, Mycosphaerellales, Mycosphaerellaceae. The transcript has a single exon. Gene Ontology annotation, molecular function: hydrolase activity. Bases 1 to 1128 code for a protein of 375 amino acids. The record is from RefSeq and is a predicted model, not a curated record.
AUGGACCACACCAUCAAGACCAGCUUCCUGAUCAUCUCCGAUACCCACGGAGAUGAGAAGAUAGCGGAAAAGCUGCUCAACCUCAAAGAAGAGGUUGACGUCGCCAUCCACUGCGGCGACCUCACCGAGGGCUCCGAGAUGAGCGAAUUUCGGUCAGCGUUUCAACUCCUCAAGGGGAUCAAAGCUCACCUCAAACUCGUCAUCGCAGGCAACCAUGACUGGGCGAUGGAUAACGUCACUUUCGACCGCAAGACUCGCGAAUACGUGGACCGCGAGACCAAGCACGGAGAGUUCACCCAAGGCGAUCACGACCUCCUGGAUAAAAGCUUCGGAACUCGCGGUGAAGCAAGAUCUCUCUUCGAAAGCACAGAAGCAAAGGCAGCCGGGAUCAUUUUCCUCGAUGAAGGAACUCACCACCUCACCUUGGCGAACGGCGCUAACUUGAAAGUGUACACCAGCCCUUACACAUGCUCGCGGGAAGCAGACUGGGGAUACCAGUACACUCCGAGCCAAGAGCACGAGUGGGAUAUCCCCACAGGAAUCGACAUCGCAAUCACCCACAGCCCACCGAGAGGCGUACUCGACCUCAUUGACAAGGAGAGACGCAACGGAGACUCAAGAGCUGGCAGCCCGAGCCUGUUCAACGCCAUCGCCCACUCCAAACCCAAAAUGCAUUGCUUUGGACACAUUCACGAGAGCUGGGGAUCAAAAUUGGUUACCUGGCGAGACGAUGUUCUUGAGGGCCAGCCACUCACACACUUCAACGCGAUCGAUAACGGAGCACCAAAGGACGAGAACAACAACUCGUCACUGCGCCAAAUUUCAGACGAAGGGGAACAAUACCCUCCCACCUUCGAACUCAAGCUGACCGCCCAGGAAGUUGGCCGUCAGACGCUGUUCGUAAACGCAGCACUCGAAGAACUCGAAAAGAGUCGGCCUCAACCUGCGUUCAUCGUCGAGAUGCCCUUGUCAGAGGCCCAGCCCACAACAGCGCCAGCGGCAGAAACAGUACUGCCAAAGCCUGAAGCUGCACAGCAGGAAUCCGAGGCUGCACAACCCAAGAAAAGGAAGCGCGAAAGCAACGAGCAAGAGACGCCGUUGCCAUUCAAGCGAGCGUGCUGGUGCUGA